Molecule: messenger RNA, 1673 nt
Organism: Ipomoea nil (Japanese morning glory)
Lineage: Eukaryota; Viridiplantae; Streptophyta; Magnoliopsida; Solanales; Convolvulaceae
Product: putative serine/threonine-protein kinase
Exons: 6
Coding region: 143-1261 (372 amino acids)
Biological process (GO): protein phosphorylation
Molecular function (GO): ATP binding; protein kinase activity
Source: RefSeq, a predicted model, not a curated record
UAAAUUAUGGUUAGAAUACUGAUGGGUUAUUGCAUUCUUGAGCUUCUAUGAGGUAGGUUUUAUGGUAGAUUGAAGAGCAGUUACUGCAUGAUCAAAGGCUUCAUAUUUCUUGCUGGAAUUCAAGUGUUCGUUCUGAGGAGCAAUGGGUUUUAGCUGCUUUGGUGCUUUUCAAUCUUCUAAAGAUCGUAGGGAGAUGCUGACUCAAGAACUUGUUACCAUUAAUGUGAGGUUAUUCUCCUAUAACUCCAUCAGAUCAGCAACUGGGCAUUUUCAUCCAUCAAACAAGAUAGGAGGGGGUGGUUUUGGAGUUGUUUACAAGGGUGUGUUAAGGGAUGGAACUUGUGUUGCCAUCAAAUGCCUUUCUGCAGAGUCAAAGCAAGGAACAAAUGAAUUCUUGACAGAAAUUAACAUGAUUUCGAACAUCCGACACCCCAAUCUUGUACAUCUGAUUGGUUGUUGUGUUGAGGGCAGUAAUAGGAUGUUGGUAUAUGAAUAUUUGGAGAACAAUAGCCUUGCCAGUGCAUUACUAGGUUCUAAAGGCAAAAGAAUUGAUCUGGAUUGGCCUGAGAGGGCUGCCAUAUGUCUGGGAACAGCAUCUGGUCUAGCAUUUCUUCACGAAGAAGCCGAACCACAUAUAGUGCACAGAGAUAUAAAAGCUAGUAAUGUGCUUCUUGAUGAAAAUCUUCAUCCUAAAAUCGGGGAUUUUGGUCUGGCAAAACUUUUCCCUGACAAUGUAACGCAUCUCAGUACUCGAGUGGCAGGAACGAUAGGAUAUCUUGCUCCCGAGUAUGCUUUGCUAGGACAGCUUACAAAAAAGGUUGAUGUAUAUAGUUUCGGAGUGGUUCUUCUCGAGAUCAUUAGUGGGAGAAGCAGUAGUAAGGCUGCUUUUGGAGAGGAUAUGUUGAUGCUGGUGGAAUGGACAUGGAAGCUCAGAGAAGAAGGGAGGCUUCUGGAAAUCGUUGAUCCAGAAUUGACAGAAUAUCCAGAGGCUGAAGCGAUCCGCUUCAUUAAAGUCGCGCUUUUUUGCACCCAAACAUCUUCUCAACAAAGACCAAGCAUGAAACAAGUGAUUGAGAUGCUCUCGAAAGAUGUAAACCUUAACGAGAAAUUAUUGACAGAGCCGGGAGUUUAUAGACCACAGAGCUCUAGGAAAGCAGCAGCAUAUGCCAGCCCAAAGAGAGGCAAGCAAUCUGUUAAUCAUUUUGCAUUAGCAAACCAGAUGCAUAGUUUCCAGACCAUGACAGAAAUGCUUCCAAGAUAAUACAAGACAUUCAAUUAUUAUUCUUUUACUCCCUCACAUAUUUUUCUUAGUGUUCAUAUUCUUUCAGAGGCGAGGGAAACCCGUAGUCACUAUCUGACGGUGUACACUGGGUAAACCCCGCCCUGUGACCUUAGCCGGUAAAGGACCACAAGGAGCUAAACCAGCCUAGGUUUUACUCAUAGCUGAACGGUUCAAACCAAGAAGACCAAUAGGCCGCCCUUGCUGGUAGUCGAAUAUGUAACCUUGUUGUUACCAAGUUAACAGCCUUAUCAACUUGGUUGAGGUUGUCCUCUAGUGUUCAUAUUCUUGUCUCACCUGUAAAUUCUAGGCAUCCUAAUUUAUAGUUUUGAACAAAGGCAUCACAAUGUUGGAAUGGUAAAAUUAUCAGACAUUCUGUAUUGUAUUUCUAUGA